Molecule: messenger RNA, 1065 nt
Organism: Marasmius oreades (fairy-ring Marasmius)
Lineage: Eukaryota; Fungi; Basidiomycota; Agaricomycetes; Agaricales; Marasmiaceae
Exons: 7
Coding region: 1-1065 (354 amino acids)
Source: RefSeq, a predicted model, not a curated record
AUGAUGAAUUAUCUCCAUGACGCCAGCCUAACAAAGUCGGUCAAUAGUAUGGUCUCGGCCAGAUUCUCUGAACUUUUGACGACGUCGCAUUCCAGCGAGACGGACCCUGUAAUUGUAGAAGGAACAGGUGAAGGGGACUCAUCGUUAUACUUUGUCGCCUUCCAUCAACGUGAUAUCGUUAGACUGGCUAUAUUCAUAGACCUACCCUCUGCAUGGUUAUUCUACGAAGCUGUUUCAAACGAUUGGGCUAAGGUACUCAUCGAUAAGACUAAAUUCCAGCCAUCGACUGCGGCGGACUAUGGGGCCACGAAUUAUAUCAGACGUUGCAAGGACGAUGCCAAUGUCAGAGAUCCAACCCCGUUGUGUGAUGUGCCUUACGCCGUCGCCUUCCACGAAAACACGAACGUCAGAAUGGCCGUAAUGACUGAUCUACCCUCUGCUCGAGCCUUUUACAACGCCAUUUCAAAAAAUUGGGCCAAAGUACUCAUGGAUAGGAGUAAAUUCCGGCCGCCAGCGACAGUGGCAUUUCACGGAGUUGGCAAGUUUGUUGAGCAGUGUACGACCGAGAUCUUCAACGAUAAUGACAGGACUCCGUUGAUAUACGCACCUCUUGUUGUUGCAUUUCAUCAGGUCGAUGCGGUCCAUGCAGCAUUCUUUCCCGCGGAACGCCAGCACUCAGCUGAGGCCUUUUACGACGCUGUCCCUCAAGAUAAAGCUAAGGUAUUAUUAGAUAGAAGUCAAAUCGAGCCGCUAACUCUCGCCGUACAUGGAGGCCGUAAUUUCGUCAGACAAUGUGAAAGCGAAGUUCAUAGAUCACAAAGUUUCGCGCCCUUUAACUUUACUGGGUCACCCUACUUCAUCGCUUUUCAUCAGAACGACGCUGUAAAAGUGGCUGCAUGUGUUGAUGAGGACAGUGCCUCCGCCUUUUAUCAUUCUAUCUCCAAAGAGUGGGCCAAAGUACUUGUAAAACGAAAUCGUUCUGGGAAUAUAAGAUUGCAGACUCACGGCCACGCUCGGUUUGUCAAUGAAUGCGAGGACGAAGCUGUUAAACUCGGGUUGAAGUAG